GCUCCAAACCUCUCCCACCUGCAGGCUUCUCCCUUCCAGUGGCUUAGGCCAAAAACUUUAGAGCUGGUCCUGAGUCUUCUCUUUCUCUCUCGUGUUUAGCUCUAACUUAUGAGCAAGUCCUGCUGGCUCCACCUUCGAAGCAUGGCCAGAGUCUGGGACUCCAGCUGCCUCCACUAUUGCUCCAGACCACCACCAUCUCUGACCUGGGAUAAGCCCCUGAUCUCCCCACCCCCCAACUCUGGCCCUCUAAGCAGCCCUCAACACAAAAGCCCGAGUGGUCUUUUAAAAACGGUCUCCUGAGCUGUAGACCCAAAUCUUCAAGGAGCUGGAAUCUUCCACACCUUGGAAAGAAUGAAGACCCAGGUGGGCCGGCAGCCCCGCCUGCUGAAAGUGAAAAAGAAGUGGCUCUUCCCAGCUUCCUGCAGCUUCUUCUUCCUGUUAUCUGUGGUUAUGACCGGCUGCUUCCUAUGGCAGUACCACCUCCCCAAGCUGAAGACCAGUUCCUUGGGACCAGAGGUGACCUCUGCCCCUGUGAGAAUGUGUCCCCGGCACCCUGAGCCUGUGCCCCUGGCCCACCCUCUCCCUGUGUUGAAGGAGGCCCUGGAAAAGGUGGACAGGAUCCUGCGUCAGGCGCUGUCUGCCCCGGGCCUGGCUGCCGUGUCUGCAGUUGUCAUCCACAAUGACACUGUGCUCUGGACUGGGAACUUUGGGAAGAAGAAUGGCUCAGAUCCGGCCUCUGGGCCCCCCAACGAGUACACCAUGUACCGGAUCUCCAGCCUCUCCAAGAUCUUUCCGGUCCUCAUGCUAUACCGGCUUUGGGAGGAGGGCAUUGUGGCCUCCCUAGAUGACCCUCUGGAGCGCUACGUCAGCACCUUCACCAUCAACAACCCGCUGGGCAUGGCGUCAGCCCCUGGACAACAGAGCCUGAUGGACGGGCUGGAGGAGGUGGGCCCAGCCCCAAGGCCUUCACCGGUCACCCUCCGAAGGAUGGCCAGCCAGCUCUCAGGGCUGCCUAGAAGGCUCCGGUCCACUUCACUGCUGUGGAGGGGCAGCACCCAGGAGGCCCUGAGCCUGCUCAAGGAUGAUGUGCUGGUGGCAGACCCGGGAACCAGGUGCCACUACAGCACGCUGGCCUUCUCGCUCCUGGCCCACGUCCUGGCAGCGCACACGGCUCAGGGUGACUACCAGCGCUGGGUGUCGGAGAACGUGCUGGAGCGGCUGGGGAUGGAGGACACGGGCUUCGACCUCACGCCGCGCGUGCGCGCCCGCCUGGCGGCCGGCUUCUACGGCAGCGGGCGGCCCGCGCCGCUCUACGACCUGGGCUGGUACCGGCCGUCGGGGCAGAUGUACUCCACGCCCGCCGACCUGGCCAAGCUGGCCAUCGCGCUCCUGGGCGGCGCGCCCCAGCGGCUGCUGCGGCCCGACGCGGCCAAGGCCCUGCUGGCGCCGCUGCUGGCCUGCCCGGGCGCCUACUUCGCCGACGAGACGGGCACCCCGUGGGAGUUCCACGCGCAGCGGGGCUACCGCGUGGCGCGCAAGGACGGCGACCUGGACGGCUACGCGGCCUCCCUCUCGCUCGUGCCGCCGCUGCGCCUGGGCCUCGUGCUGCUCCUGGCCGGGCCGCGGCCCCCCGGGCGCGACCUGGUGGCGCGGGCCUACGACGCGCUGCUGCCCGCCCUGGAGCGGGCCCUUCGCGAGGCCGAGCCCCGGCCCGCCCCGCCGCCCAGCGCGCGCCCCUUCGCCGGCUACUUCACCUUCGCCAACCUGACCUUCUACGAGGUGCGCCCCGGGCCGGCGGGCGAGCUGCGCCUGCGCCAGUUCGGGCCCCGCGUGGAGGCGCUCGUGCCGCCCGCCUUCCGCACCCUGGCGCUGCGCCACCUGCGCGGCCGCGUCUUCCAGCUGCACGUGGCGCGCGAGUUCCCGUGCGCGCUGCCCCUCGGGGCCGGGGCCGGGGCCGGGGACGCCUGGCUCUCCCUCGAGGCGCAGCACGGCCAGCUCGUCCGCUUCUACCCCCCGGACCGCCACGGGCUGUCCCCCGGCUUCGACGUGCCGGGCCUCAACACCUACCGGGUGCUGCGGCUGCAGCGCAAGCCCGCGCUCCAGGCCCCGUGA
Messenger RNA from Canis lupus familiaris (dog), 2112 nucleotides. RefSeq names its product lactamase beta like 1 (gene LACTBL1). NCBI's taxonomy places the organism in Eukaryota, Metazoa, Chordata, Mammalia, Carnivora, Canidae. The transcript has 8 exons. Bases 352 to 2112 code for a protein of 586 amino acids. The record is from RefSeq and is a predicted model, not a curated record.